Messenger RNA from Cyprinodon tularosa, 2846 nucleotides. Its product is annotated as tripartite motif-containing protein 16-like. Gene Ontology annotation, molecular function: protein binding. The record is from RefSeq and is a predicted model, not a curated record. The transcript has a single exon. NCBI's taxonomy places the organism in Eukaryota, Metazoa, Chordata, Actinopteri, Cyprinodontiformes, Cyprinodontidae. Bases 132 to 1757 code for a protein of 541 amino acids.
AUUAGCAUGCUGUAAGAGCUGAAAGGCUUCAUUCACUCUGCACAGCCAAAUUAUUUUCAUAUAGACAGAAAUGUUUCUACAAAUGCUUCGCCUGUGAUAAGGAGGAAACACACAGUCGCUGGCAGUUAGAAAUGGAUCACUCGGGAGAUUCACAGAACCUGAAAACCUUUGCCUGUUCGAUCUGUCUGGAUCUACCAAAGGAUCCGGUGACUAUUCCAUGUGGACACAACUACUGUAUGGACUGCAUUAAAACCCGCUGGGAUGAAGAGGAAGAAGGGAAGAGUUGCCAUUCUUGUCAGCAGACCUUCACACAGAGACCUGUCCUGGAGAAGAACACCAUGUUAGCAGCUUUAUUAGAACUGCUAAAGAAGACUGGGCUCCAAGCUGCUUCUGCUAAUCACUGCUAUGCUGGACCUGAAGAUGUGGCCUGUGAUUUCUGCACUGGAAGAAAACUGAAAGCCAUCAAGUCCUGUUUAGUCUGUCUGGCUUCUUAUUGUGAGAAACACCUUCAGCCUCAUUAUGAUUCAGCCACAUUUAAGAAACACAAGCUGGUGGAGCCCUCCAAGAACCUCCAGGAGAACAUCUUCUGCACUGAUCAGAAGUGUAUCUGCAGUCUCAAUUUAAUGGAUGAACAUAAAAGCCAAGAGACAGUCCCAUCUGCUGCUAAAAUGAACAGAAGGCAGAGAGAGCUGGAGGAGAUAGGGGGAAAAAUCCAGAGGAGAAUCCAGGACAGAGAGAAAGAUGUGAAGCUGCUUCAACAGGAGGUGGAGGCCAUCAAUCACUCUGCUGAUAAAACAGUGGAGGACAGUGAGAAGAUCUUCACUGAGCUGAUCCGUCUCAUCCAGAAAAGAAGCUCUGAUGUGAAGCAGCAGAUCAGAUCCCAGCAGGAAACUGAAGUGAGUCGAGUCAAAGAGCUUCAGGAGAAGCUGGAACAGGAGAUCACUGAGCUGAAGAAGAAAGAAGCUGAGCUGAAGCAGCUCUUAAACACAGAGGAUCACAACCAGUUUCUCCACAGCUACCCCUCACUGUCAGCACUCAGUGAGUCUACACACUCAUCCAGCAUCAAUAUCCGUCCUCUGAGACACUUUGAGGAUGUGACAGCAGCUGUGUCAGAGGUCAGAGAUAAACUGCAGGACAUUAUGAGAGACACAUGGACAAACAUCUGUCUAACAGUUACUGAAGUAGAGGUUUUACUGUCAGAACCAGAACCAAAGAGCAGAGCUGGAUUUUUGAAAUAUUCCUGUGAAAUAACAUUGGAUCCAGAUACAGCACACACAUAUCUAUUUUUAUCAGAAGGAAACAGGAAAGUAACUGCCUUGGAUCAGCACCAGACCUAUCCCAGUCACCCAGAUAGAUUCUCCUCAUGGUGGCAGGUCCUGAGUAAAGAGAGUUUGGCUGGCCGUUGUUACUGGGAGGUGGAGUGGAAAGGGAGAGGAGUCUAUAUAGCUGUUGCAUCUAAGAAAAUCAGCAGAGCAGGCUAUGAGUGUGGAUUUGGUCGUAACGACAAAUCCUGGGCAUUAAAUUGUCACCAAAACAGUUACACCUUUUGGUUUAACAACACAGCCACCCCGAUCUCAGUUCCUCAGUCUUCCAGGAUAGGAGUGUACCUGGAUCACUCAGCAGGUAUUCUGUCUUUCUACAGCGUCUCUGAAACCAUGACUCUCCUCCACAGAGUCCAGACCACAUUCACUCAGCCGCUACAUGCUGGAGUUUGGCUCUACAUAUGUGGAAACUCUGCAGAGCUUUGUAGACUUUAAUAAAUCUUUGUUUUAUAUUACUACUUGCUGUUCAUAAUCAGGGCAAUUUGAAAACUUUUAAGUUACAGCUAAUUAAUUCCAUAUGAAAAAGAGUAGGGGCAUAGUGGUAUGAGAUGAGUGCCUUUCUAUCCUAUAGAGGCCUUAAAGCUGGGCGUACACUGUGCGUUUUUUUUCAGUCGUUGCACGCAGCUGCUGUUGACACUGUAUGACUAACCGCAGGGUUUCGUUGUACAGUGUGAGUUCACAGCUUAUGAUUUAUGUUUGGCCCAAUGCUCUGAUGCGGUCUACCUGCUCACACUUAACGACUAACAUCACGUCUGACUCAGGUCUGCAGUGAGAUAGAGCUGCUCUCUAGCUCUCUAUCCUGAAGCCAAACAAAUAGUAGGGGAAUAUUAAGCUCACUAUAGUGAAACACGCUGCCUUGGUAAUUUGUGAAAUUUUGUGCUGAAAGCCCUAAAAAGAAAAGGCGACGACGUAGUUGGAAAAAAGACAUGUCUGAGCACACAUGGCUACUACGGUCUGUCAAUUUUACAGACAGAACUCCAUUUCAUUCAUUGCAUCCCUGCCAUGCUGCUGUGUUUACAACUGAGAGGAAGAAUAAAAAGAAGAAUCCUUCUUUGCGCCCUGAGCGAUUAGCCCAUGACGACCGCACGUGAGAGGCUGAUCGCCCCUCGUUACCCCCUGUACACUGAACGACUCUCAAUGCACAAUCAGGCUGAAAGUCGGCCGGAUUGAAAGAUUCUCGCACGACUGGAAAAUCGCCCCGAAAAUCACACAGUGUAAGCCGGGCUUAAGACUGCAGUUUUAAGACCCCUUGUCACAGAAUGCUCCCUGAGGGCUACUCAUUGUCCCCUACUGGAUGGAUUUAACACAGAUGACACAUUUCCGCAUUGUGGAACUUUAAACUAUCUUUUUAUUUUCAUUUUUUAGAUGAGAUAAAUUGUUUUCGAACUGGUUGUUCUAUUUAACUGAUGUUUUCAUGAACUGAAUAAAGGUGUGGUUUGAAUGAACUAGAUGAUAUAUAAUUUGCCAAAUUAACUAUAGCAGCGAAAAGAUGUGUAACAUUGCUCAAUAAAGAUGUAAAGAUUU